AUUUAGUUAUGCUGUGAAAUUAACUGAUCUACAACUUAUUGAAUUAUAUUCAAUAUGACUAUAACAGUUAAAAGUCCUUUUAAAAAAGUUUAUUUCAAUUUAGAAGUUAUUCAGUUAAAUUUUGAUCCAGAGCAGUCGAAUUCUAAUUCAUUUAUUUCACAUUUAACUUCAAUUUUCUCUCACCAUACAGUCCGAUCUUGGCGUAUCAUUCAUCCAUCUGGUGUUGAAUUGAUUGGACAAAGUGACGAAAAUAAAUCUCAACAAGUUAUUCCUGUUCUUGGUGAUUGUGUGCAUCCAGUGAUAUGGAAGGGUUACGUCGAGUUAAAGAGGCAUGAUUUACGAAGACACUGGGAGAAUCUUGUCAGACAUUUAUGCCUUGAUCGUUCACGUCAACCAUCGCAUUGUGCUAUUUGGAGAUUUGAUGAGGACCAUAAUUUUUAUAAAUUGAUCGGAGUUGAUAGAAACAUCAAACUAAGUGAAAAAUCUUUUCCAACAUCCAUUUAUACCUUCAGUCUCGGUAAUAUAACCAAUGGGAAUCGCUUUAUGAUCCGCUUUGGCACCUUCUGGCUUAAACGUCCUAGAAUUACUUAUAAUGAUGAAGGAAAAACUGAAAUUGCGAUUGAAGAUACAAAGAUCAAACACAAUAACGCCAAGAAAAAGUUUGUGUUAAAAUUCACUUUGAAGACUACAACCAGCGGAGCUAUUGGACCAGGUACUUCAAAAUAUAGACUAGUCUAUGAUUACAAAUCAAUAAAAAGAGUCAUAAUCUGUUCGAGCAAAGAUGGUCAAAUCUUUACUGUACAAAGACUUUACUUUCAAUUGCUUUAUCCUCCAAGAGUUUUUAUCAAAGCUCCAGAGAAUAAAUCUGGUGUUUUAAAGCGAAUACGAACAACUGAUUGUGGCGAUAAAUUAUCAAGCGAUGUCAUAGGUGGAAGCGAUGUUCUUAGAUUGGUAAUGAAUAUCGAAGAUGAUUCCAUUAUAACGACUAUCUAUGGAUGGCAAAAAUAUCAUCAUUUCGAUAUAUGCUAUGGAUCAUUGACUGAGUGUACCUCAACAUCGACCAAACCUAAAUAUCCAAAAAGCUUUCCUUUAACAGUAAAUUAUGCUUUGAAUUGUAUCUACUCGAUUGGAUAUCAUGGAGGAGUAAAGGUGCUUAAUCAAAUAAUCUUGAAAUACGUUAAGGCUAAUAAGGAAGAGCUGAUUGUUGAAGCUCUGUACCGAUUAUUUGAUGCUUAUCUGGUUGGUAAAGUUUACAAUGCUAUUGAACAUUUGAAAUCACUUUUGGACCAAAUUGAAUCUGAACAGAUAAAUGGCGAAGAGAAAUGUGAAACCAAAAAUGAAACGAAUUAUCAAAGCUGGACAAUUAUAACUCCGACUCAGACAAUAUUUACUCCACCAAUCACUCAUGAUCCAACAAUGAAUGAUCCCCUAAUAAGAGUUAUUGUACGCGAUGAAGAUAUCGAUUUGUCAAUUUUACUCGACAAGAACAUGUAUGAUAAUUUGGAUGAACAAAUACCAUACAGAAAACGAUCGAAAGCAAAUGACCAAUUCUUACGCGAUGUUAUUGUGAAAAGAUUUUGGAACUCUGGAUAUUUUAAUGUCGCUGGCCAAGCAUACAUUCCAAAAAUGGACAUUUUAAUCAAAUCUGAUCAAACCACUUGUUAUGAUCAAUGCAAUGUUCAGUAUAAAGCUGCGAUUUCUUUUGCCAAUGCUUCUAAGGCUAUGCUCAGAAAAGAAACCAAAAUACGCCUUGUGAAACAGCCACGUUUUCUUAUUCCAGAUACUAAUUGUUUCAUUCAUCACCUCAGUAAAUUGCAAACUUUGGUAGAAUGUGGUCAUUUUAAAGUGAUUGUACCUUUAAUUGUGAUAAAUGAACUUAAUGGGUUAAUGUCGAGGAUAACUCAGCCUACAUCAGAUUCUCCUUUACCCCUGAGUAUUCGAGAGACUUGCGACACAGAUGACCGAGAAAAGGAGAUGAAAGUUGGACAAGCAGCGAAAGAAGCUUUUGAUUAUCUAGAAACUAGUUUUAAUGAGAAAAGUAACAAGCUCAAAAUUAUUACAUCCAAUGGAUCUUUUAAAAACGACAUGAAUUUCAAAAAUAAAAAUUCUAAAGUUGAAAAGACUAAUGAUGAUGAUCUGGUUUUGUCAAGUUGUCUUCGAUUUAUUAAGAAAAGGAACUCAAAACAAAAAAAUCCCGAAGAUACAGAUGUAUUUCGAGAGACUGUUUUGUUAACUGAUGAUCGUAAUCUUCGAGUUAAAGCUUUAUCACAUAACGUGCCCGUUAAAAGCUUACCUGUGUUCCUUCAAUUCGCAAACUUGCAAUAAUUUAAUUUAUCCGCCCCGUAACUAUUCGUAUACUGGCAAUUAUCAAUUGUCUUCUGUGACUGUUUUUUCAUAUUUUUUAGUUCUUAUAGAAACAACUUUGUAUACAAUUUCGACUUAGCUUAUCAUGCAAAAAACCAAAAAAACUGAAUAAACAACAAAAAAUCUCACAUACAAUUA
Messenger RNA from Tetranychus urticae (two-spotted spider mite), 2502 nucleotides. NCBI's taxonomy places the organism in Eukaryota, Metazoa, Arthropoda, Arachnida, Trombidiformes, Tetranychidae. The record is from RefSeq and is a predicted model, not a curated record.